Molecule: messenger RNA, 486 nt
Organism: Toxoplasma gondii ME49
Lineage: Eukaryota; Apicomplexa; Conoidasida; Eucoccidiorida; Sarcocystidae
Exons: 2
Coding region: 1-486 (161 amino acids)
Source: RefSeq, a predicted model, not a curated record
AUGAGCGUGGCUGCGCAACACCAAUCUCUUCGGAAACAGCUGGUGACUUUUGACGCGCACGUUCCCAGAGUGAGCCGUAAGGGCGGCGGCAGAAGAUGUGUUUGCUUCACAUUUCAAAGAGAGGAAGGUGUGCUGCGGGAACGCUGCCGGCAUCAUCAAAAGCCACAGAGACUGCGGACUACAGGGGCACCUGCGUCCGGGCGCAGAGCUAGGGCGACGGGAAGCAGAGUACGCACCGGGCUUGUAGUUCCCUUUAUUGCAAACAGGAGGCGCAGAUGCUGGGUUUCAGUCCUAACCUCGACAGCACGGGGAUCGAAAUCGGAUCUGGCGCGGAUGUUGGGUUUUGUACUCGUGCGCAGGGCCGACCACAACGAAUGUCAACUCGCUUUUGCACCCGAGACAAGAAAAGUUGCCUCAUGCCCGCCAGCUCACAAUAACGACGGACGGGGUGCGGUCACGAACGCAACACCCCGACAUCUGCUCUAG